UGGGCCCUGAUUUUUCGUACUUUUGGGAAAAGCGGCCGCGGACUGCAAUAAAACUAAGUUGGCAGUGCGUGUUUUAAAGUUGUACUCGCGCGCCCGGCAAUUAAAAGCGGAACAGUGGGAGUGAGUGCGGCCCCAAGGUCGCCCAGGCAGCAGGCGUUCCACUUAGGUGAACAGCACGGCCAAAAGUGAAUUACCAAGCACCUGGGCGAAACUCUUGGUCGGCGGAUUCAAAAAUUCAUUCCGAAUUUCGAGAAGGUGGCAACGCUGCGCCCGAUCACGAACAGCUGUGGGAGCGUUGUUAGCAGAGCAUCGCGUCGCUCCACUUUGUUGUUGCAGCUCCAGCGUGCGGUUCGCUGCGCGCAUUUAAAUAGUUUUUAAAUAAUUGGCCAACUUUGCCGACGACCCCUGUCGUGUGCCAGUGCUGUUUUUGCGUACCUUCGUGUGCCGUGUCUCGUUACCGCCACAAAACCCCGAAAACGCGCAGUGGCUAGAAUUACGCUUACUUCGGAGUAACUAAGCCAAGUACCGCUGCCAUGUGAUUACACCGUUGUUUACCCGUAAGCGAGACCGACAUAAUAACCAUUAAAACAAUUACAACAAUUAUAAACAACAAUAUCGAAAUGAGCAAUACAAAAAGCAUGAACUUGGAAAACAAAUUUAAGCAUGCUUGAUCCAGUGCUCGGGCAUCCAGGUCUUAAAAGUGUCUAUGAGAAAAGCCCCAGAAGCAGCGGCAGCGUCCACGUCUUCGCUCAUUCAGCAUCAACUACACCCAGAGACAAGUAUUACUGCUCCAGCGUUUUCCGCCUGGCCGCGCCUCUCGAGUCUUUUAAGUGUUUUCCCAGAACUGCACCAGCCAUUCCGCCCCGCUCCGCCGCCCCCUUCACCUCGAGCUCCACAUGUUGGGUAAAUUCACCUCGAAUCAUGUCCAGGUCUACCACCAGUACUCGCGUCCAGUGCCCGUGAAGAAGCCCGUCAAGCACCAGCCGCGUAGUUGGAUCGAGACAAACUUCCAGAAGCGCGAGUGCAUCAAGUUCAUACCAUGCCCAAGGGACGACACAAAAUGCUGCUGUGGCCAGGCGCAGAUCACACAUCAGACCAUCCCCGGCAUCGAGAGUGGGUCGCCCGGAGACCCCUGGCUGCCCACGAAGCACACCCGCCCGCAGCCCACGGACGCCUAUGGAACCAUCGAGUUCCAGGGCGGCGCGCAUCCCACAAAGGCCCAGUACGUCCGCCUGUCGUUCGACACGCGGCCCGAGCUGCUGGUGCAGCUAUUCACCAAGGAAUGGAAUCUGGAAUUGCCAAAACUUUUGAUCACCGUGCAGGGCGGCAAGGCCAACUUUGAUUUGCAGGCCAAACUGAAAAAGGAGAUACGCAAAGGACUGCUGAAGGCGGCCAAGACCACGGGAGCCUGGAUAUUCACCGGCGGCACAAACACCGGCGUGACCAAGCAAGUGGGCGACGCCCUGCUCCUGGAGGGUCAACAGCGGACCGGACGAGUGGUCAGCAUCGGCAUCGCCCCCUGGGGCAUCGUGGAGCGCAAUCACGAGCUGCUGGGCCACAACCGCGAGGUGCCCUGCCACAGCAUUAGUUCGCCCAGAUCCAAGCUGGCCGUGCUGAACAAUCGCCACGCCUACUUUCUGCUGGUGGACAAUGGCACCCAGGCCAAGUACGGAGCCGAGCUGAUAUUGCGGCGCAAGCUGGAGAAGUUCAUAUCCAACCUGAAGCUACACCCAUUCACACAUUCCAGUACGCCCGUCGUCUGCCUGGUGAUCGAGGGCGGCACCAACACCAUCCGUGCGGUGCUCGAGUACGUGACGGACUCGCCGCCGGUUCCGGUGGUCGUGUGUGACGGAUCCGGGCGUGCCGCCGACCUCCUGGCCUUCGUCCACAAAUACGCCUCGGAUGGCGAGGAGCAGCCGGUUCUCGAGUCCAUGCGCGACUACCUCAUCGGGACCAUACAGAAGACCUUCGAAGUGGGCCUGGACCAGUCCGAGAAGCUCUACCAGGAGCUGCUGCAGUGCACGAGGAACAAGAAUCUGAUUACCGUCUUUCGCAUACAGGAAAAGCCCGAGGGCGAGGCGCAGGAGCUGGAUCAGACCAUCUUAACGGCCCUCUUCAAGUCGCAGCAUCUCAGUCCGCCGGAGCAACUGAGUCUCGCGCUGACGUGGAACCGGGUGGACAUAGCGCGCAGCGAGAUAUUCGUCUACGGCCAGGAGUGGCCCAAUGGCGCCCUGGACGAGGCCAUGAUGCAGGCCCUGGAGCACGAUAGAAUCGAUUUUGUCAAAUUACUCUUGGAGAAUGGCGUUUCGAUGAAGAAAUUUCUGACAAUACCGCGCCUCGAGGAGCUCUACAAUACCAAACACGGUCCGGCCAACACGCUGGGAUACAUCCUGCGCGAUGUCCGACCGCACAUACCCAAGGGCUACAUUUACACGCUCCACGACAUCGGCCUGGUGAUCAAUAAACUAAUGGGCGGCGCAUAUCGAUCCUAUUACACGCGCCGCAAGUUCCGGCCCAUCUACGCCAAGGUUAUGAACAGCUAUGCCAACGCCUGCCGCAAGUCCUCCACCUACCAGUACCAGCGAUAUGCCGGUGCCAAUUCGCUGAGCCUGGUCACCGGCCUGCUGCCCUUCACCUCGGAAAUGGCCCUCUUCGAGUUCCCCUUCAACGAGCUGCUGAUUUGGGCCGUGCUGACCAAGCGGCAGCAGAUGGCGCUGCUGAUGUGGACCCACGGGGAGGAGGCGCUGGCCAAGUCACUGGUGUCCUGCAAGCUGUACAAGGCCAUGGCCCACGAGGCGGCCGAGGACGACCUGGACACGGAAAUCUACGAGGAGCUGCGCUCCUACGCCAAGGAGUUCGAGAGCAAGGGCAACAAGUUGCUGGACUUUAGCUACCGACAGGAUGCGGAAAAGGCGCAGAGGCUGCUCACCUGCGAGCUGCACUCCUGGUCGAAUCAGAGUUGCCUUUCGCUGGCCGUGGCGGCCAACCAUCGUGCCCUGCUGGCCCAUCCCUGCAGCCAGGUCAUUCUGGCGGAUCUCUGGAUGGGAGGCCUGCGUACCCGCAAGAAUACCAACUUUAAGGUCAUAUUGGGCCUGGCGAUGCCCCUCUACAUCAGGCAGCUGGACUUCAAGUCCAAGGAGGAGCUGCAGCAGAUGCCGCAGACAGAGGAGGAGCACCUGGAGAACCAGAAUCUGGACAACGACGACUCGGAUCGUUCGCAGCCGGAUGCCGAGAGCGCCCUUUUAAAAGCCAAAAGAUCCAUUUCCUUGAGAUAUAGGAUGGGCGCGGGUGCUAAUAAUCGCGAAAAGGCUCUAUUGGCGGAUACUUACUCAGUGCGCGAUACAAAAGUACACGAAAAUGGCAAAGUUAAUCUCACUGCUGGAGCGGAGGAACCGCCCUCCAAAGUCUCGCUCACCGACUCGGAUCCCGCCCAGUUCAGGGAGUUCUUCAAUCUCUCCGAGUACAACGAGGUGAAGCAGCACCAGCCGCUGCGCCUGAAGAAGAAGUUCUACGAGUUCUACACGGCGCCCAUAACCAAGUUCUGGGCCGAUUCGAUUGCCUACAUGUUCUUUCUCAUUAUGUUCUCCUUCACCGUGCUGGUGAAGAUGGAGCAGAUGCCGCGGUGGCAGGAGUGGUACUCAAUAGCAUAUAUCACCACGCUGGGCUUCGAGAAGAUACGCGAAAUAAUAUCCUCCGAGCCGGUGGCCAUUACGCAUAAAUUCUCGGUGUGGGCGUGGAAUAUGUGGAACCCGUGCGACGGCGCCGCCAUCAUACUCUUCGUCAUCGGCCUGGCAUUUCGGUUCCGGGAGACCACCAUGGACAUCGGUCGGGUCAUCUAUUGUGUGGACAGCAUCUACUGGUACCUGCGCAUCCUGAACAUCCUGGGCGUGAACAAAUACCUGGGUCCCCUGGUCACCAUGAUGGGUAAAAUGGUGAAGAACAUGAUAUACUUCGUGGUCCUGCUGGCCGUCGUUCUGAUGAGUUUCGGUGUCAGUCGACAGGCGAUUCUGUACCCCAACAAGCAGCCCACCUGGAGUCUUAUAAAGGAGGUCACCUUCCAGCCCUACUUCAUGCUGUACGGCGAGGUGUUCGCCGGCGAUAUCGACCCUCCCUGCGGCGAGGAUCCCAGCCAGCCGGGCUGCGUCACCGGGCACUGGGUAACGCCGAUAACCAUGUCCAUGUACCUCUUGAUUGCCAAUAUUCUGCUGAUAAACCUGCUCAUCGCCGUGUUCAACAACAUCUUCAACGAGGUCAACUCGGUUUCGCAUCAGGUGUGGAUGUUCCAGCGGUUCACCGUGGUGAUGGAGUACCAGCAGAAGCCCGUCCUGCCGCCGCCCUUCAUCGCGCUGUGCCACUUCUACUCGCUGCUCAAGUACUGUGUGCGGAAGGCGAAAGGAUUGGAGGUGCAGCGGGACAACGGUCUCAAGCUGUUCCUGGAAAAGGACGACCUGGAGCGGCUGUACGACUUCGAGGAGGAGUGCGUCGAGGGCUUCUUCCACGAACAGGAAAUCAUCCUCAAUCAGUCGACGGACGAGCGGGUGAAGAACACCACGGAGCGGGUGGAGACCAUGUCCCAGAAAAUCGAGGACAUCAAUCAGAAGGAGAACAUACAGACGGCCACCGUUCAGAACAUCGAGUUCCGGCUGCGAAAGAUGGAGGAGUCCUCGGAGCAGAUACUCUCCCACCUGGCCGUCAUACAUCGCUUCAUGUCGACCCACAUCGCUGGCACGGACGAUUUGCGCGGCUCCACGAUAAACAUUCCGGGGGAGAUGCAGCGCAUGCGCACCAUCUCGAUUUCGGACACGGAGGCCGGCGGCGGACCAGGCGGAAACGGUGCUGGUGGUGCCGGCGGCGGGGGCGGCGGCGGAGCCAUCUUACCACUCGGCCUGGGCGCCGGACUGAAUUUAAAUUCGCUGCAGGUGACCACCCGGCGCCGCUUCAAUCGCUCGCUGACCGAAGUCCGGCCAGACGCGUACAUCUUCGACGAGGGCACGCACUUCGAGGUGGUGCCGCUGCCGGAGGAACCGGACGAGGUGGUCAAGUCCCGGGAGGCCCUCAACGAGCAGGUGGUCCGCAAGGCGUCCAUGCAGUCGGAGGCGGACUCGGACAUCUACCUGCCCCUCUCGCAGCGACCCUCCACCUGUGAGACGGUGAAGCGGACCCCGUAUGUGACCGUGCGCCAGGACACGGGUGCCAGCACGGAGAGCAAGGACACCCUCACUCCGAUGGGCAACAACGACGACGACCAGACCCUAGUGGGAGGCGACAACUCCGACGACGCGGCGCCAGACAUCAGCUUUGAGGCUGCCAGGCACCGGGCACUGCGCCAGCGAACCGUUUCCCUGUGCCGCCGCAACUCGGAGACCUACUCCCUGACCGGGGCGGACAUAAACCGGUCCCACAUCAGCCUCAACCAGCUGGCCUCCUUGUCCCGCCGACAGAUGAGCCUCACGCAAUCGGAGCCGGACAGCGACAAGGACGCACCCGCCGGCCAGGGAUCAGCACAUCCGGGUAAAUCAGUAUUGCAUGCGAAACCCUCCAGAAAUAUCUUGCUGAAACUGCACAGCGAGUACACCUCGAUCACGGACGAGCUGGAGAGCGUCUGCCACAUGAUAGCAUCGCCCACGGUGUCCCUGCCGAGCAACAAAGCUUCACUGGACCGUCCCAAAACGGAAAUGUCGCGGGCCGAGGCUGCGGCUUUGCUGGAGAAGAAGCAUCUGAAGGAGUGCGAGGAGAACGACUACAAGAUACUGGAGGGUCUGAUUGAGUCGCGCGGCUCCAUCGAUGCCAGCGCCCAGGGAUUUGAGAUCGGCGUAUCCAUAGACUACAGCCAUCGCUAUCCGCUGCGACGCGAGACCGCCGUAGAGCUGUCACCUUCAAAGCCCUCGGUCGAUGGCGACCUCAUGGGCGGCGGAGGUGGCGGCGCCGGCGGUGGCGACAGUAGCGACACCAGUGGGGCUGGUAGCUGCGGUGCCAUGGUCGUCGUAUCGAGCGGCUUUCAGCUGAAGAACGAGCGCCCCUGGCAGCGCAACUCCUCGAUGGAGCAGCAGGCGUAUCCCUCACCCCUGGUGCCCACCCGGGCCACGAGCGACUUCCUUAACGCCCCGUACGAGGGCAGCGGACGGCUGUUCAAGAAGUCCAGCGAGAGCCUGCAGAAGAACUCCAGCACGGAGACGGACUACUCGGCCCACCCGUACCGCUUCAUCAAGCAGAGUUCCAAUGAGACGAACACCUCACUGACGGGCUCCUAUAACGUGGACACUCCCUCUCUGACGGCGGAGCCCUCGCUGGACGCCGGCGACUCGCACUCGGCGACGGGGAUCAGCAUCAGCGUUGGCGCUGUGGGCGGCGCUGCCACGGCGCGUUACCAGCCCAUCCGUACCGCCUCGGUGGGAGCGGCCGACGGGCGGCGCUUGCGGGAGGAGAGCUCCAGCUCGCUGGACCUCAGCGCCUCGGGGCCAGUGACGAUGCAGGCAGCGCCGGCACCGCCAGCGCGUCCGAUGCAGCUGAAGAAACAGUUUAGCGUGGACCAGGCCAAGCCGUCUCAGCCUACCGAGGCCGUGCCUCAGACACCGGAGGCCGCUGGCCAGGCUGGUCAGGCCAAACUGAUUUCCACACUCAAGCCGCAGCCCUUUGCGAGCAAGCUGGGCAUGAAUGUGCUGAAGGAGAGCAGCUCCAGCACGGAGGAGUCCGGCGGGUCGUCCGCCAAGAGCAGCAACCCGGCGCUCUCCAUACCGCAGAUCAGCACCCAUCUGGUGCAGGACGAGAUCGCCAAGCUGUCGUCAAACAUCAAGAGCAGCACCGAAUCGGAAAAGGACCCGCCGUUCAACGAGACAAUGUGUUAGCAAGGAGGAAGGAUCAGGUGCCACACACUCGUCUUACUGUGCUCAAUGGGAGAACUCUAGUCAUAGGAGCUGGGUGAUAACAUGCUAAUGGACUAGCGUUGGGUUCUGGGAAAACAGAUAUCAUGGGUUAUGCAUAUUUAGUCGGGGGAGUCGCAAGUUACUUACGUGUUAAUGAUUUUGACAAUACAUAGUUCACAAAUUCUCUGUAUUUUUAUACAAGUAUUAAUCUAGAAAGCGCCAUUGUUGUUGUUGUACACCUUGAAGGCAGGAGCAUAGAGAUAUAAUAUCUGUUUUCGUUUGUUACCAAUAGGAACCACCAAAGAAAUGCAUAUUGAAUCGCCUGCGAUGAGCGAAGCACAUACUCACCUAUUUGGUACUUUUACAAUUUCCUAGGUGUAGUCAGUCGUACAUAUUACAAACAUAUCUGAAAGCAACCACUCUACUUUAUCCAAGCCAUCAUGAGCACUUACCUCAACUCAAUUAGAAACUUAUCGCAGCCUAGUGUACUUAUACCUGCAACCCCGAGUCCCGAAUUGUAGACCUCGAGGUUCGCCACAAUAUCAGCUCCUCCGUAAUGUGUGUUGGCAUAUGUGUAUACCGCCUCCUUAGAUAGUCCAUUUUACUCGCUUAUGUGGGAGAAAUUCGUGUUUUCUAUGUGCGUCUGCCUUUUUCGGCGGCACUAGAUAUUAAUGUACAUAAAUAGAGUAAAUGUUAUAGGGUUAUGAAAAGAUCGCUAAAAUGGUUCAUGUUCGGCCAGUGUGUGCUAAUAGUCUAAACUAGUUUUAAAAUACUUCAAGGAUUAAGAAUAACAAUGCAUUUUAAUAAAAUAUUUAUAAUUGUACUUAUUUAUUUUAAGAAUUGUAUGUUAUUUAUAUUAAAAUAAAUGAUUCACACAUUAAGAAUUUGAA
Drosophila biarmipes is the source of this 7753-nucleotide messenger RNA. It is a transcript of the gene Trpm, whose product is annotated as transient receptor potential cation channel trpm. Gene Ontology annotation, biological process: monoatomic cation transmembrane transport; protein tetramerization. The transcript is spliced from 35 exons. Gene Ontology annotation, molecular function: monoatomic cation channel activity. Gene Ontology annotation, cellular component: membrane. Bases 897 to 6845 code for a protein of 1982 amino acids. The record is from RefSeq and is a predicted model, not a curated record. NCBI's taxonomy places the organism in Eukaryota, Metazoa, Arthropoda, Insecta, Diptera, Drosophilidae.